GUCCUGUUCAAGAUACCGCUUGGCGGCAGUCUAAGCUUCAGCUUUAAAUCGGUUUUCGGUUUGAACGAGCGACCUCGCAGUCGAGUGCGAGACGCCGUGCAAGUAACAUCGCGUUAAAUGCCGCGUCCUUUUUCUUCACGAUUUUUCCCUUAAUUUUUUAAUGGUUCAUUCCUCCAAAUUUUGUAUUAACACAUAGUUUCGAGACUCUUUAAGAUCAUUUUAGAAAUAAUUGAAAAGAGCGUAAAGAGUAAUCGUCUAAUUUGUUUACGCGGGAAUUAUUAGGAAAUCGGACAUAUCUGUUCGACCCUUUGAGCCUAAAGGCGAAUAUGGACGAGAAACAACAAAGCCAACAAUAGAAAGUUGCAAAGUUGCAAUUUUGUUUUUCAAGUUACGAAGAAAUAUGGAUAUAUUACAAGUUUUUUGAUAAUAUCAUUGUUGUUUUUGUUUUCUCCUUUGUUUAUUUAUUCUUUUCUAGUUCAUUUAAUUGUUUUAUUACGUUCUAAAAGAAAGCAGUUGAAUAGCAUAUUUAGUGGAAAGUGUAUCGACGAAAGUUUCGAACGGCGUUCACGGCCAACCUGUUAGUCAUGUGAGAACGGUAAAAACCAUUCUAGCAGGAACUCUGGAAGAGCAGUUUCUCGGAAACGGCCGUCAGAAUAGUAAUAACGAUGUAGUGAAACCUGCUUCUCGCCGAGCAAGGAUACGCGCUGUUUUGACGAUCGUCCCUUUGAUCGCUCGUGCGCUGUGGUGUUCGUAUGCGUUUUCGCGAAUGAUACCUUUUUAUUAUACAUAUGUAUGUGCAAAAUGAUAUCGUUUUUAAAAAGACAGCAUUCUUGCGAUUGUUUCAACGCGAUAUUGUAAAACUAUUGAACACAACAAAAAGAAAAAAAAUAAGAGGAAAUUACUAGAAAGAAGUGAAUCAGUUUACGGACAUGCAAUUAUUUUGCAACAGCUCUGGAUGGCGCGAUAGAAAGACAGGCAUGAAUGCACACCUGACGAACGGACUCCUAAUGCUUGCCCUCGCCAUCGUCGCGACGAUGCGGGACGAUGCGACGGUGCUCGCAUAUUCCGGCGCCCCAUUGGUCAUGGAUCAGGACAUCCCUUUGAGAACUUGCCGAUAUAGCAGGAUACACUCGAUGAUUCAAGUUCGUUGCGCGAAUCUGGGUCUGGAAAGGAUCCCCUCUAAUUUGAAGACGGAAAUUCAGAUCCUGGACGUGUCGGUGAACAGGGUACGAGUGUUGACGAACGACAGCCUGGCCCCGUACACGAACCUCGCCUACCUUUACCUGAGGGACAAUUUUAUCCAGGAAAUUCAAGAGGCGGCUUUCGACAAUCUCCGAUACCUGAAGAUGCUCGACCUCUCGACGAACGGGUGCGACACCCUGCCCAAAAGUCUCUUCCGUUUACCGUAUCUUCAAAAUUUGUAUCUAUCGAAGAACAGAUUGGGCGACGAGCUGUUCGAACGAGUGGAUGUUAAAUCCCCUUUAAUUCUGCUUCAAUUGUCUAAGAACAGAUUGGGUAGGAUACCGUCGUUGGGCCCGAUACCAACCCUCACCUAUUUGAACGUCUCCGAGAACAACAUCGGUUCCGUUUCGCCGGAGGAUCUGGCCCCUUUCUGCUCCCUGAAGAAACUCGAUCUGUCCAAGAAUCCGAUCAAGUUCGACGCGGGCAGCUGCGAGUGCCACACGUUCAACGCGUGGCUGCACGCGCGUGAAAUCGUUUCGAGGCCGGUGUACAAUUGCAGCGAGGAGCGGGCGAAGGGGGAGUGCGCGAGGCAAGAGUUCACGAACCGAACGAUGGAAUUGCACGAAAGGUGCACGGAAAUCCUGCGGUUGCAGGUCGAGACGGAGAAGGCGAGGAACACGUGGAUAUUGAUCGCCUGUUGCAUAUCCGGCUUCCUGUUCUGCUUGUUCGUGGGCCUGUUCUGCGUGCACAAGAAAAACAAACGGAGGAGGAAGAAGCUGAAGGAGGAGCAGAAAUUGAACGCGAACAACGCCAACACCGAGUUGCUCAACAGCAAUUUGAACCAGCCCGAGAAUACUUGAAAUCCGGGCGGAACGUCCGGUGAUUCUGUCAGAACGGAGAUACCGACCCGACGAUUUCGACUAUUGUGUUCAAUCCACGAGGAAUGGAGUGAAAACGUGUGCGACGAACGCUUGAGAAACGGGGAUUGUACUUCGUCCGAUUUUUAAAGAAAACUGAUCCUUUUAUUCUCAUCCGUGAUGCACCAUCGAUGAUUCUGUAAUAGGCGUAAAAUGUAAGAACGAGAGAGACUGCCGAAUUGCACGCGGUGAAUUCGCAAUCUUUGUGGAGACCGAUACAAAAAAUUUCAUUCCGCGCGAUUUGUAAGAAAAUUCGUUCGAAAAAUAUUGUAUCGUACGAAUAUUAGGUUGAUACAGAGUCGAUUGAGACACACGCGAAUUUCUAGUAUUAUCACUUUUCUGAAACUCGAGGGCCUUGUUUGUACGAAUUUAAUAAAGAAACAUGCAGAGAGAUUUGAAACUGGUGGAGUAAUAAGAAUCAUAAGAAAGGCAGUUUACGAUAUCCUUAUUAGAUCGUUGACAUCUGUUAAAUUGUUAAAUUAUAUAUUGUAAAGAAUUUAGAAGAGAACAUUUUUGAAAUUUUGUGAAUCGGAGAGUGAGAUAGGAAAACAAAAUGAUAAAAUAAAAUAAAUCGUUAAAUAAAUAUCUGUGUUCUAAAAAAAAUAAUAAUAAUAAUAAUAAUGAUACGAUCUCGAUUAUGGUUCGAUAACAUCGGUAAUCUGCGAAUUUAAUCGAAAACCGAUAUCCCGAAUUUCCGUUGAUUCCUAUUUCUACUAGCAACUAACAACAACUCUGAUUGUCGUUUACGAUAGUGGAAUUUCGAUAUUCGUAUUAUACGUAUUAUCUUACAGUUGGAAUGGAUUUCGAAAAUUAUAAACUAACUAAGAUGUAUGUGUAAGUUUCGAAAAGAUUUGCGAAUAUCGAUCGAAAACAGUACAUUUUUAAUCUCGUAUCGAUAUUCAUACAUUUUCGAUAUAAUUCUCAUUGCAUCUUUUAAACUUGAUUUCAUUCAAAGAGCAAAAAAUGCAAUAUCGGUUCCAUCGAAUUUUACUUCGAAGAUUAUUCUUCUCGUGUUACGUGAUACUAUAUUCUAGGUAUACAUAUAAGCUUUACAUAUGUAUAUGUUAAUAUAUGUAUAUGCCUAUACAUAUUAAUACAUAGGUGCAUACAGGAUGCACGUAUGUACGUACAUACAUGUUAUAUAUCAUAUUUAUUUAUAUUUAAUGAAAAAUAUUUUCUAUUAUUAUUAUAUUUGAGUUUUAAAAGUUAUUUAUGCUUUUUCUUUUCUUUUCUUUUCUUUUUUUUUUAAUUACAAAUUUGUGUUCUCUGUGUAAUAGAAAAUUUGAUGUUAUGCCUUUUAUGAAAAGUGCCAAAUAUCCAAUCCAUUAAAUUAAUCCAUUUUUUAAUUUAAAGUGCGACAUACGAAGAAGAAAUAAAACAUCAUAUUAUAUCUGAAGAUUAAGAUAUUACUGCAUAGUUCCUAAUAUUUGUACAAUUCUAUUAAUUAUUUUUUUUUUUAAUAGCGUGUAACAAUUAUUUUAUUUAAACGAAGUUAUUACUUUUUCUUUCGAGAAUUUGUAACGAUAAAAAAACGAUAGAGCAAAGUUCGAGUUGAUAGUCCACGUUUAGAUUUUGAAUUAAUAGCGAGUAAGAAACGAAGCUGUAACCUGCCGAUCAAUAAAGAUUCUUUGUAUGCGUACUUAUUUGUACUUAAUAUAUAUACAUUUGUACUUAAAUCAUAUUUCUAAUGUAUUUCUAUUAAAUUUUCUUUAACUUUUAGUAGAUUUAUUGUACAAAAAUAAUGGAUACCGACAAUUCGGUAAAUUCCAUAAAAUAAAUCUUUAA
Messenger RNA from Apis laboriosa (Himalayan honeybee), 3884 nucleotides. RefSeq names its product tsukushi (gene Lapsyn). NCBI's taxonomy places the organism in Eukaryota, Metazoa, Arthropoda, Insecta, Hymenoptera, Apidae. Gene Ontology annotation, cellular component: extracellular matrix. The record is from RefSeq and is a predicted model, not a curated record. Gene Ontology annotation, molecular function: protein binding. The transcript is spliced from 3 exons. The coding region runs from base 930 to 2042 and encodes 370 amino acids.